Macadamia integrifolia is the source of this 2394-nucleotide messenger RNA. Its product is annotated as subtilisin-like protease SBT4.10. Lineage: Eukaryota; Viridiplantae; Streptophyta; Magnoliopsida; Proteales; Proteaceae. The transcript has 10 exons. Gene Ontology annotation, biological process: proteolysis. The record is from RefSeq and is a predicted model, not a curated record. Gene Ontology annotation, molecular function: serine-type endopeptidase activity. Bases 1 to 2394 code for a protein of 797 amino acids.
AUGGGUUUUUCCAUUAUUGCAGCAAACAUUUGGUGGGAAAGGAACAGAUGUCAGCAUGACAAUGAGUACAGAGCUGCGAUGCAAAUUUUUGAAUAUAGUCGUCAUGAGCUUGGCUCUUGUGUAGGGAAGCUAAAGGGGGAGGUGAAAGUUCCAAUUGAUGUUAUUUUCUGCAGUAAACUGGGUUUGACAGUGGGGUCUCACAAGCAUGCUCACCCCCUCGAAGUUCACUGGUGUAAGCCCCAACUAAACUGGCUAAAGGUUUAUAUUGUAUAUAUGGGUGCACCAUCAAAAGCUAAGGAUGGCUACCCCAAAGAAACCGUCCAUUUGGGCAUCUUAGAACAAGUCCUUGGUAGUAAAAGCUCUGCUAGAGAAUCCUUACUCUGCUGCUAUAAAAACAGUUUAGAUGGAUUUGCAGCUAAGCUUACUGAACAGGAGCACAUAAAGCUAAAAGGCAUAGAAGGUGUAGUCUCUGUAUUUCCAAGUAGAACCCUUCAACUUCACACAACAAGAUCAUGGGAUUUCUUGGGUUUUCCAACCACUGUAAGAAGAAUGCCUACCAUUGAGAGUGAUACCAUUAUUGGCAUGAUUGACACUGGAAUCUGGCCUGAAUCUGAGAGCUUCAGCGAUAAGGGGAUCGGUCCUCCUCCGAGAAAAUGGAAGGGUAUUUGCCAAAACAUGACCUGCAACAAUAAGAUUAUUGGAGCAAGAUUUUAUAAUCUUAUGAAUAAAUACGAAGAAGAGGAAGAGAAGUCCCCCCGUGAUACUGAAGGACAUGGAACACACACUGCUUCUACAGUAGCAGGUGUUGAAGUUAAAAAUGCAAGCCUUUUUGGCCUUGCUGAAGGGACAGUAAGAGGAGCUGUUCCCACUGCAAGGAUUGCUGUCUACAAAGUCUGUUGGAAUUUUGGUUGCAAUGACCAUGAUAUCCUGUCUGCAUUUGAGGAUGCAAUUGAAGAUGGUGUUGAUAUCUUAUCAGUUUCCCUUGGGGGUUUACCUACUGUAGUUUUCAAGGAAGAUCCUAUUGCUAUUGGAGCAUUCCACGCAAUGCAGAAAGGGAUCCUUACCUCUGCAUCGGCUGGAAACGACGGACCGGAUAUGAUUAGUAUCCCAAAUCUUGCCCCAUGGAUGUUAACUGUAGCAGCAAGCACCACAGAUCGUCAGAUCGUGAGCAAAGUCACCAUAGACAAUCAGAUUACCAUGGUGGGAAAUGCUAUCAACACUUUCCAAACUGAGAAAAAAGCAUACCAAAUUAUAUAUGGAGGUGAUCAUGCUGCACAUAACUCUAGCAGUGAAGCAGCAAGUGGAUGUUAUCCUGGCUCUUUGGACAAAGAUUCAGUGAAAGGAAAAAUUGUCUUUUGCGAUACGGCUGCACGUGGUACCGGGCCCUUCCUUGCGGAUGCUCAAGGAAUGGUGAUGGUAGAUGAUAUCGGAUCUUCUGAUGCACCCUUCUCUUAUCCUUUACCAGCAACGUCAAUUAGCAUUGGUGAUGGAAAAAAAUUGAAGCUCUAUUUGAAUACUACCAGAAUAGCUAAGGCAAAGAUCUACAAAAGUGAAGCAAUUCAUGAUCCUAAAGCUCCACGUGUGGUUUCAUUCUCUUCCAGGGGGCCCAACAUUCUUUCACCAAACAUCCUCAAGCCAGACUUAACUGCCCCAGGUGCAGACAUCUUAGCGGCAUGGUCUCCGAAAGGCUCAAUUUCAGGUUCCAUUGUUGACAAGCGCUCCUCAAUGUACAACAUUAUAUCUGGAACAUCCAUGUCUUGCCCACACGCGACUGGUGCUGCUGCCUAUGUCAAAACAUUUCAUCCCUCAUGGUCCCCUGCAGCCAUUAAAUCUGCUCUCAUGACAACAGCUUUUCCAUUGAAUCCCUCCUAUCAUAAAGAGGCUGAAUUGGCCUAUGGUGCUGGUCAAAUUGAUCCACUACAGGCUAUCAAUCCAGGUCUUGUGUAUGAUACCUUGAAAGCUGACUAUAUACGAGUGUUGUGCAACUUGGGUUAUAGUCCAGAUGACAUUAAGCAAAUUGAUGAUGAUCAUAAGACUGUUACUUGUGCCAAGCAAGAUGGAACUGACGCUCUUUUAAACUAUCCUUCUAUGGGUGCUUCAGUUACUGCCGGAAUACCUAUCGAUAGUUAUUUUCCGAGGACGGUUACGAAUGUCGGCUUACCAAAUUCUACAUACAAGGCAACAAUUGGACCACAAAAGCUACUAAAUGUUACAGUUAUUCCUAAUGUUCUAUCUUUUAAGUCUUUAAACGAGAAGAAGCAGUUCACUGUACAUGUUACCGGGCCAGGAAUUGGCCAAGAUUCAAUCAUCUCUACUUGGUUAGUGUGGUCUGAUGGAAUACAUAACGUAAGAAGUCCCAUUGCCUUCUGGGCCUAUUCUUUAGAAAGUGAUUAA